Messenger RNA from Grosmannia clavigera kw1407, 627 nucleotides. Its product is annotated as glyoxalase bleomycin resistance protein dioxygenase. The record is from RefSeq and is a predicted model, not a curated record. Lineage: Eukaryota; Fungi; Ascomycota; Sordariomycetes; Ophiostomatales; Ophiostomataceae. The transcript has a single exon. The coding region runs from base 1 to 627 and encodes 208 amino acids.
AUGGCGCCUCCAUCAACCUCCGCCUCCGUCACAACGACGUCCUUAUCGGACUUUGACGCCGAGAGCGCCAAAGUACUCUCACCCUCGGCUUUGGUACAUGUGGUUCUGCAGACGGCGAAUCUCGAAGCCAUGGUGGAAUUUUAUGUGCAAUUUCUAGGCGGCACCAUCUGCCACCGUAACAAGAUGCUGGCCUUUAUCACAUACGACGACGAGCACCACCGCAUCGCGCUAAUCGGCAUUCCCUCGCUAGCACACAAGAACAACGGCACCAACGGGCUCGACCACAUUGCCUUUAGCUUUCCGACUCUGGCAGCGCUGCUGCUGGCGUACCGACAGCGCAGGGCUCGCGGCAUGCUCCCCGUCUGGAGCGUCAACCACGGGCCGACGACGAGCCUGUACUACAAGGACCCCGACGGCAACAAGCUAGAGACACAGGUGGACAACUUUGAGUCGGUGCACGACGCCACCGUCUUCAUGCAGAGCCCGGCCUUUGCCGAGAACCCGAUUGGCACAGACGUCGACCCCGAGGCGCUGAUUGCUGCGCUACAGGCGGGCACGCCGGAAGCGGUGCUGAAGAAGCGACAAGAGAUAGGGCCGCGGGGUCUGCCCGACCUGGACAACAUGUGA